Danio rerio (zebrafish) is the source of this 1638-nucleotide messenger RNA. The record is from RefSeq and is a predicted model, not a curated record. NCBI's taxonomy places the organism in Eukaryota, Metazoa, Chordata, Actinopteri, Cypriniformes, Danionidae.
AUUACUGAGAGCAGGAAAGAGACAGGCUGCACUGAUGGAACCUUCUACAUUUUCUACAAAACUUUUGAAGACUAUGGAUAUUUCUUGGAUUUUUCUGCUUCAUCUAAUUUGCUCAUUGGAUGUGUCUUGUGCUGAAUCUGAUGAAACAAAACUAGCACUAGUGAAGGACAGAGACGCAAUCAACCUUGAACUUGAUUCUUCACCUCUUAAAAUUCGCAGAUUUUUUCCAUUGUGUUCACAAACAGACACAUUAUGCAUCUUAAUGUGUUCAACAAACAAUGCUCAAGGGGCCAUUCUGUCCUGGUACAAUGAAACAAAAAAAUGUUCCUCUAUUGACGUUGAUAAUCUGAGUCCCACCAUCUCUCUAAAUCUGUAUGUAAAAUAUCAGGAUGAAAACACCUACAGCUGUGUGUUUCACAGCUCCAUUAGCCCGCAGACUCAAAAUGUGACACUCAGUCAAUACUGUGAUCCAUGUCCAGAUAUAACAAAGACAGCAGUGCCAGUAAGGGUGGGAGAUAAUCUCACACUACACACCAAUUUGAAGUCCAUACAAAAGAUGACUCAAGUAGUGUGGAGGUACGGUCCCGAAAAAACUGUCAUCGCUGAAAUACUUGAAAAUGAAGUGCAAAAAUGUGACUAUCCUGAUGGGAGAUUCAAAUCCAAACUCUAUAUCGACAGUCAAACAGGAGAUCUGAAAAUCACAAAUGCCAGCCACUUAAUCUCUGGAGUCUACAAACUACUGAUCAACAAUUUUACAUCACGUUGCUGGAGUUUCAACCUUUCUGUCCAUAAUCAUUUGCCCACUCCUCAGAUUUCCAUUGACUCCAGUUAUUGUCCAUCAUCAUUCGCAACAUGUAUGCUGGACUGUUCAGUGAUGAAUGUGAGUCAGGUAAAUCUUACCUGGUACAAAGGACAAACAUUACUGUCCCACAUAUUUAUAUCUGAUCAGCACAAAAACUUUGAGUGCUUGGAUGUGCAUUUUGAGGAUAAGAACAACUACAGCUGUGUGGUCUCCAAUUCAUUCAUCAAUGAGACUAAAGAGGCUGCCAUCUCUGAACUCUGUUCAGGCAAGAAAAAAACAUUUGGGCUGGCUGUAGGUUUUUGUGUUGCUGUUGCUUUAAUCACCAUUGUAUGUUUCCUCGUGUAUAAACAUCUGACACAGAAUGGCAAGUACUACUUACAUCCAAUAUUUGAACAUUUUGGGUAAAGCAUCUUUAUAUUCAUUUUAUACACACAACUAUUAGCAGUUGCCUUUUGGUUUUAGUUUCAUGAUGUAGAAUCAUUUAGCACAGGACAAAGAGCCAUUCUUCUGGAAAUUUAACGGAAAAUAAAAGAAUAGUGGCUAUACAGUCAUGUAACACCAUUUAAAAAUAAAACUAUAACAGCUGACAUCUUUUUGUUUUUUCUAAUGAAUUUGUGUUCAAUAGAUGCUGUAAUUCAAUUUGAAAGUAAUCAAAAUUACUCAGCAGAUGCUCAAGAUGAUAAUUCUGCAAGUCAAAAUUUGAAUGCUAGAUCAACAUCUUCAUCACAAGAAUCCAUACUUCUGUCACAAUAACCAGCAAUCGUUCUUCAUAGAUCGCUGGUUCUCACACAAUAACCAUGGACUACACUUCCGCCUUUUCCUGGACUACAUAUUCA